Molecule: messenger RNA, 1393 nt
Organism: Puccinia graminis f. sp. tritici CRL 75-36-700-3
Lineage: Eukaryota; Fungi; Basidiomycota; Pucciniomycetes; Pucciniales; Pucciniaceae
Exons: 2
Coding region: 86-1012 (308 amino acids)
Biological process (GO): cytochrome c-heme linkage
Cellular component (GO): mitochondrion
Molecular function (GO): holocytochrome-c synthase activity
Source: RefSeq, a predicted model, not a curated record
CUCAAGCACAGCAAAAAAAAAAAGAAAGAAAACAACAACAACAACCAACAAACAAACAAACAAACAACUUAAACAGACUUCAACCAUGGGAAGCUCACAAUCAACACCACAGCAAGAUACUAACAAACUCAGCCAAUGCCCAAUCCAACACCAAAACAACAACCCACUCCAAUCAUCCACCAACUUCAACGAAAGCAAUAAUAUCCCAGAACUCCCACAAGCACCCUCACCAGGACAGAGAACCAAACUAUCACUCCAACGCACACUCUCAUCCAUCCCACGUCCAUCAUCACCAGCCUUCUCAGCCGAAGAAGAAGACAACACACAAGUGAAAGCACUAGGAAACAGCUCAUGUCCAGUCCACCAAUCCACACCAAAGAAGGAGAAGGACACCUGGGUCUACCCGUCCCCACAGCAGUUCUACAAUGCACUCGUCCGCAAAGGAUGGGAGACCCCCGAAGAAUCGAUCCCGAUCAUGGUCGACAUCCAUAAUUGGAUGAACGAGGCUGUCUGGAACGAAGUCUUACGAUGGGAAUCCAGGUACUUCUUCACCCCAUCAUCAUCAUCAUCAUCAAACAACCAUCCGGUCCAACAACAAGAAGAACAGCAGCCGGAAAUCUCGUUGGUCAAGUUCCAAGGUCGUCCACACGAACUCUCGCCCAAGGCCCGCUUCAACAUCCUCCUCUCCAUGAUCUUCCCCAACCUCUACAAUCCCGUCAGGCCCUUCGACCGUCACGAUUGGUCGAUCUGUCGCGAACAUCUCCUCAAACAGGACCCGCAGGUCGAGAAAUCUAAGCUCUGUCGAUACGUCAUCGAUUACUAUAAUGGUGGGAUCGACGAGGACGGCAAUCCGGUCUUCCAUUUCGAUGUCCGACCCGCAAUUGACGACCUGGACUCGUUGGUCGUCAGAGUCAAAGAAUGGGCCCGGAUCAAGAACGAGACCUGGUUCAAGACCCCUGACCAAUCCACCAAAACACACCCAAAUAUCGUCCAAGGAGAUUCAAAGAUCUGAUUCACUUGCCACUCUCUUCUUAUCUUACAAGCCCAAUUCACGAUCAUUCUUAGCUUCCCCUUUGUUUUGCUUUUUAGACCUCUUAAUUAGCUUGAUCUCGCUUUUUUUUUCUUGUAGGAGGAAUUUGUCGUCGUCUCUCUCUCUCUACAUCACCACUCAUCGAUCCUCGUUCUUGUUCUUGCCAUCUUGACAGACUCCAAAAAAGACACACGGCCUGUGAAAGAAACCUAAUAGAAGAAACAAACACGUUUUCUAACGUCCGAAUUGACGACACUAAAAGUAAUGAUCAUUAUUAUCGGCCCAGCCUACGAUUCACAAAUAUUAUGUUAGACUACGCUACACGAUUCCAUGGCAUGAAAUAAAAACAAUCUUUUUCGGUUG